Molecule: messenger RNA, 3503 nt
Organism: Gasterosteus aculeatus aculeatus (three-spined stickleback)
Lineage: Eukaryota; Metazoa; Chordata; Actinopteri; Perciformes; Gasterosteidae
Product: protein Wnt-2b-A-like
Biological process (GO): canonical Wnt signaling pathway; multicellular organism development; cell fate commitment
Cellular component (GO): extracellular region
Molecular function (GO): frizzled binding; cytokine activity
Source: RefSeq, a predicted model, not a curated record
CGCUGCGCGUUACGGUGCGCAUCUUCAUUCCUGGACGCAGGAGGAAAAGGUGCGCGUAAAAUCCGUCCCCCUGCGUGGAGACGGUUCUUCCGCUCACACACGCGUAUCUGAUUCAAGCGACUUCGACUCUGCUGUGCCGCAGCAUCGGAUUUCCCUCCGCAGCUUUAACGGGGUUCAAUUCAGUGCGCAACAACUGCAGGAGAACAAACAAGUUCAGUUUAUUGCUGAUACGAGACUGUUGGAGACAUCUGAGACUGGAGUGCUGGACACAUUGUGGUCUGAUGGUUAUGGAUUCAGACAGAACAUCUGCAUGGCUUUAUUAAAUGUUGGCUAAGGGAGUUUUGAAGCCCUUUCCUUCCAUAUGAAGCUCUUUUUGUUCCCAGAUGAUGGGCGGCGGACACGCGUCAAGGACUUUCACACCUGAUUGCGCCGACACAUGAAAAGAAGCAACAUGUUUUCUCUGAUGAAAUCUCGGAGAGCAGCGGACAGCUGCGGGGCAAUGGGCAACAGAAAUAGGACAAAAUCCCCACAUCGCUCCAAACCAAUCAAAAUUUACUUCACUUUUAUUUUGCUCCUGCUCGUUUUUACCCCGAGGGUGGAUUCAUCGUGGUGGUACAUCGGAGCCCUGGGCGCCCGGGUGAUCUGCGACAACAUCCCCGGCCUGGUGAACAAGCAGCGGCAGCUUUGCCAGCGGCACCCGGACCUCAUGCAGUCCAUCGGCGAGGGAGCCAAAGAGUGGAUCAAGGAGUGCCAGCACCAGUUCAGGCACCACCGCUGGAACUGCAGCACGCUGGACCGGGACCACACUGUGUUUGGCAGGGUGAUGCUGAGAAGCAGCCGCGAGGCGGCGUUCGUGUACGCCAUCUCUUCGGCGGGAGUGGUCUACGCCAUUACCAGGGCCUGCAGUCAGGGGGAGCUGAAGAUCUGCAACUGCGACGGCCACAAGCGAGGGCGAGCCAGCGACCACAGGGGCAAUUUCGACUGGGGGGGAUGCAGCGACAACAUCAACUACGGCACCAAAUUCGCCAAGGCGUUCAUCGACGCCCGAGAGAGGAUGGUGAAAGACGCCCGGGCGCUGAUGAACCUGCACAACAACCGGUGCGGACGGAUGGCAGUGAAGCGCUUUAUGAAGCUGGAGUGCAAGUGUCACGGGGUCAGCGGCUCCUGUUCUCUAAGGACCUGCUGGGCUGCGAUGUCCGACUUCAGGCGGACGGGCGACUACCUGCGCAAGAAGUACAACGCGGCCAUCGAGGUGACCAUGAACCAGGACGGGACGGGCUUCACGGUGGCCGACGGGGACUUCAAGGGGAGCACCAAGAACGAGUUGGUGUAUGUCGAGAACUCGCCGGAUUACUGUCUCACCGACCGCUCAGCAGGCUCCUUGGGCACAGCAGGCCGAGUGUGCAACAGGUCCUCCAGAGGCACCGACGGCUGCGAGGUCAUGUGCUGUGGGCGGGGCUACGACACCAUGCGCGUCAAACGCGUCACCAAGUGCGAGUGCAAGUUCAAGUGGUGCUGCGCCGUGGAAUGCAGCCACUGCGAGGACCUGGUGGACGUUCACACCUGCAAGCCCCACAAGAGGCCCGAUUGGCUGGACACCACCUAAUGAGAAGCCCCGACCAAUCACAAGUCCCCACGGGCGGACCCAAUAGCCUGCUCGCUAAUGACUGCAUUUUAUUAUGGGAUAUAUAAUUGGGAUCUCGUAACUGAUCCGGUGACACUUUGUGAAGCAGAGACUCGACAGACUUUGAUGCUAAACUGGAAAUUAGGCCCAGUGACUGAUUGUGUGCUGCUUUAACAAGGGUUUCUAAGGGUUUGUGAAGCUCUUUCAAGAUACACGUUGAAUCUUUGAUGCAAAACGGCUGAUUAUAUUGUAUUGUUCUUUUGUAAGCGUUUGAAGCAGCGAUAUGAUGUGAUGUCGGCUUGUUUAAUAGUAUUUUAAGACGGUGUGAGAACAUAUCCUGCUCAUUACGAUCACAUUCACAGUAAUAUUUAGCCUGAAGAGAGAGACAUAAACAAAGAAAGAUGAUAACGAAAGAUCAAAAUAUAGAAAGAUAUAUUGUAAGAAUAUUGACAUUGUAUCAUUUCAAAUUAUAUCAUUGUGCAGCACAAAUCAUUUAAAAUACAAAAAUGCAAUUGCUGCUAAUCUGCGCGACUAGAACAAACCAGCAAAAAGUCGGAGGGCGCUUGUGAAAAGUUUGCACGGGGAACCGGAAGGAGUCGGGAACAGAAGAGCGAGCGAGCACGUUGACUUUUCAUUCCCAGGUGAGCGGAUCGGGAGCCUGUUCCCAGGAGAGGGAACCGUAAGGACUCUGGAGUGGUGACCGAAAGCGUUAACAGUGUCCCACGUGUUCUGUCUGCUUCCCACCCAAAGCAUUGUGGCUGAACGUUAUCAUUUCUACCUCUGAGUCUUCCUUACAGUUUUUUUUUUUUGUUCUCGCCCUGUACGAUUCCGACAGCACUGAGCAAUUGUCCUAAACACUCAGAGAGACGUAACAAUGUAACGUUGUCUGCUUAAAAGGUUGUGUAACCCAAUCAAAAACAUGCACCGUGCAUGGAGGUCACCGCGUGAACUCCUUUAUUUACCAGACGACGUCAUGCAGAAGGAUAUUUUUGAUUUCGUGACAGUACAAAGCUGCCGAUCGUUUUCCAAACUGCUGGGCAGUGAUUUGGAAUCUGAAGUCCAAACCCAGCUGGAUCUUAUAUCAUCAAUAGUAGGGCUGUAACGGUAUACACGUAUCAGGGUACAUUCUGGUGUUAAAAUGUACUGUUUUCACACCAUGAACAUUUUGCUGUGUGUGGUAUGAACUGACAUCAGUGAGCUUGUUUGUGUGUUAAACGCUGCUCCGCACCUGCAUUAUUAAAUAGUGUAUUACACAGGUAAAUGUUAAUAAUCACAGGACAUUAUUUUAAAGGUUUGUUGCUAUAGUGUAAACUCCUGUAAUACAACAUUGUAGUUUCAUUCUAUUUUCUAAAUCAGGUUUUUGAUUUUGCUAUUCGGUUUUCAUUCCUUUAAGGAGGACUGUUACUACUACUACUAUUACUACUACUACCAACACUACUACUGCUAAUGAAAAUAAUAAUGCUCCAUAUCGCUGUAGCUUAAUGCAACAGUAUUUUCAAGGACAACGUAAAGAUCUCACGCUGUUACAACCUAAUCGGUACCUUUAAUAAGAUGCUCACCAAAGCAGCGGUUUUUGAUCUGAACACCUGGUUAGACAUCAAACAUGAAAGCCCAUGUCUUCUUUCCAUAAUUUACCUACUUCUAAAUGAUAGUUUUCAUCACUUUGAUGGCAGUGAGCUCCAGAAUGCUGCGGAGAGGUUUGAAAAUGUUACUUUAUUCAAAGUAUUCAUGAGCUGGUGAGCUGAAACUUUAAGAGGUAUAAAAAGGAAUCGUUAACACAACACCACCAGCGCUGUGUGUCUCCCGGAGGUUUAUGCUGCUGAUAAUGUCGAACACUAUUCCCUUCAAAAUAAAAGGCUUCAGAAUGUGCAUAACGACA